AAAAAAAUGUGAUACAUACAAUACGUCUGUUGGAUCUGAUUAAGUGAUGAGUCAGGGCCAGUAUUCCCAGGGUCGGGGUCAAGGACAGAGCCAGGGCCGAGGUCAAGGUCAGAGCCAGGGUCGAGGUCGUGGGCAGUAUCGUCCAUGGAGAGGGAGAGGAUGGGGAAGAGGAGGAUAUUACAAUCAUUAUGGCAACGGAGGAGGAAGAGGAGGCAGGGGGUCAGCCAGAGGGGGGAGGGGUGGAGGCCUAAUGGCAGACCCCACCCCAUCCAGACCUAAUCUAGUCCAGACAAAGAUACAAGUACAGUCUCCAUACAAAGGAUGGGGGCUUUAUUUUCCUGAUGAAGUGUAUAGUGAUCAGUCCCCCAUUGUCCACAAAGUCCAGGUGUUUGAGAAAUACUUCACCAGUUGGUGCUCUGCCUAUAAAUGGACAGACAUAGAAGAAAAAAAAUUCAUGACCGUGGACUUCAAAGAGCUAAAUACUGAUGAAGGAAUUUUACGAAGCAUGCCUGGUAUAACUACAGACCUAAGAGAGUCACCAGAACAGCUGAUUGCGUGUAUAGGACUGGCCGUUCAUCAGUUAAUCAUACACCACCGAAAAUCUACUCCUGAACCUGGGGAAGAGGACCAGACCGACUAUCACCUUCCCAUGAUUCAUGUUAGACUUAUCAACGCUUGUCAACCAAUCGCUCUAAAGAACCUCAAAGCCAACUAUUAUGGUAAGUUUGUGUCUGUCAAGGGAACUGUGGUCAGAGUGAGCAACAUCAAGCCCCUGUGUACACACCUAGCCUUUGAGUGUGGUAGCUGUUCAUCUAUACAGAGUGUAGCCUUGCCUGAUGGAAAGUACAUCCUCCCAACCAGGUGUCCUGUACAAGGCUGUAGAGGAAGAAGUUUUAUUCCGCGCCGUAGCUCCGAGCUCACUCAGACCAUUGACUGGCAGACAGUGAGGGUACAGGAAAUUAUGGGUGACGGACUUAAGGAAUCGGGCAGGAUUCCUCGGACCGUGGACUGUGAGCUCACGCAGGAUCUCGUGGACAGCUGUGUACCUGGUGAUGUUGUCACGAUGACUGGUGUUGUCAAGGUCAACAGCACAGAUGAAGGUCGAGGAAGAAACAAGGACAAGUGUAUGUUCCUGCUGUACAUUCAGGCUAACUCUGUCAACAACACGAAGGGUAAUAAGACAGGAGAUAACUCUGGCUUGGCCUUAGAUUUCACGAUGAAGGAGCUCUACGCGAUCGAGGAAAUUCAGAGCGAGGAGAAUCUCUUCAGACUUCUGGUGGCAUCAAUGUGUCCUUCAAUAUAUGGACAUGAGCUUGUGAAGGCUGGUUUAAUUCUGGGUUUAUUUGGAGGCAGUCAGAAGUAUCUCAAUGACAAGAAUCGUAUUCCUGUCCGAGGUGAUCCACAUAUUCUAGUGGUGGGGGAUCCAGGAUUAGGGAAAAGUCAGAUGUUACAAGCAGUGGCUGACAUAUCCCCUCGCAGUGUUUAUGUUUGUGGAAAUACAACAACUACUUCUGGACUAACAGUGACCCUGUCUAAGGAUGGAGGAUCUGGGGACCACGCACUGGAGGCUGGGGCUCUGGUGCUUGCUGAUCAGGGAUGUUGUUGUAUUGAUGAGUUUGAUAAGAUGGGAAGUCAACACCAGGCAUUGCUGGAGGCAAUGGAGCAACAGAGCAUUAGCAUAGCUAAAGCAGGCAUUGUGUGCAGUUUGCCUGCCAGGACCUCCAUCAUUGCAGCAGCAAACCCAGUAGGAGGACAUUACUCCAAGAGUAAAACAGUCUCUGAAAAUCUCAAAAUGGGGAGUGCCCUGCUGUCUAGAUUUGACCUUGUCUUCAUACUUCUUGAUAAACCUGAUGAAGAAAUGGAUAGUAUGCUGUCUGACCAUGUUAUGGCUUUGCAUGCUGGGAAAAACAGGUCCAUCUCAUCUGCUACAGUCCGGCGUCAAAACUCUAAUACCAGUGCCAACUCAUCUGUGCUUCUAAGUGAAUCAGAUAAACCCCUGUCAGAAAGGCUGAAGAUUUCCCCAGCGGAACAUUUAGACUAUAUCCCACACCAACUAAUGAGAAAGUAUGUUGGUUAUGCCAGAAAGUAUGUGUAUCCAAAGAUAGGACCUGAUGCAGCAAAAGUAUUGCAGGAUUUCUACAUUACCCUGAGGAAGCAGCACCAGGGCCUGGACAGCACCCCCAUAACCACGCGGCAGUUAGAGUCAUUGAUCCGUCUGACGGAGGCCCGGGCAAGACUGGAAUUGCGGGAAGUAGCCACCAAAGAUGACGCAGAGGAUGUCAUCGAGAUCAUGAAAUAUAGUAUGAUCGACACGUACUCCGACCAGUUUGGUAGCCUGGACUUCCUCAGAUCCCAGCAUGGCUCAGGCAUGAGUGGACGCUCCAAGCCCAAGAAAUUUGUGGGAGCGUUACAGAAAGUAUCAGAGAGGACGUAUAACUCUAUCUUCACGGUCCCUCAGAUGAGGCAGAUCGCUCAGGAGAUCGGAUUACAGGUUCCAGAUUUUGAAGGCUUCAUUUCCUCAUUAAACAACCAGGGAUUUCUCCUAAAGAAAGGUCCCAAGGUGUACCAAUUACAGACAACUGAUUACUGAUCCAUAAAACCGGGGAUUUGUCUUA
Molecule: messenger RNA, 2615 nt
Organism: Saccostrea cuccullata (small rock oyster)
Lineage: Eukaryota; Metazoa; Mollusca; Bivalvia; Ostreida; Ostreidae
Product: DNA helicase MCM8-like
Exons: 27
Coding region: 47-2590 (847 amino acids)
Biological process (GO): double-strand break repair via homologous recombination
Cellular component (GO): nucleus; MCM complex
Molecular function (GO): ATP hydrolysis activity; single-stranded DNA binding; ATP binding
Source: RefSeq, a predicted model, not a curated record